This is a messenger RNA of Morone saxatilis (striped sea-bass), 836 nucleotides long. RefSeq names its product elongin C paralog a (gene eloca). Gene Ontology annotation, cellular component: elongin complex. Gene Ontology annotation, molecular function: protein-macromolecule adaptor activity. The transcript has 4 exons. Bases 161 to 499 code for a protein of 112 amino acids. The record is from RefSeq and is a predicted model, not a curated record. Gene Ontology annotation, biological process: ubiquitin-dependent protein catabolic process. NCBI's taxonomy places the organism in Eukaryota, Metazoa, Chordata, Actinopteri, Moronidae.
GAUUCUCUCUACAAAUAAAACUCUACGGAAGACAUUUAUCGCGGACGGGUGUUCCAAAAAACUAGUUCCGGGUAUCAACAGCCUGGUGGCUAACAUUAGCUGAAACGCAGUCUCCACUCCUUUCUUCUACAGAGUGGCUUAACAUAAAUCUCGGAACAGGAUGGAUGGUGAAGAGAGAACCUACGGUGGCUGUGAAGGGCCAGAUGCCAUGUACGUGAAAUUGAUCUCUUCAGACGGCCAUGAAUUUAUUGUGAAAAGAGAACAUGCCUUGACAUCUGGGACCAUCAAAGCCAUGUUAAGCGGGCCAGGUCAGUUUGCUGAGAACGAAACCAAUGAAGUGAACUUCAGGGAGAUUCCGUCUCACGUCCUGUCCAAGGUCUGCAUGUACUUCACCUACAAGGUCCGUUACACCAACAGCUCCACAGAAAUACCUGAAUUUCCCAUCGCUCCGGAGAUCGCACUGGAACUGCUCAUGGCUGCGAACUUUUUGGAUUGCUAAAGUUACAGAGAUAAUGAAGCAGCUUAAAACAUUUUUUAGAUUUUUUGAAUAUUUAAAUUGUUUUGCCAUUUACAUGAGUAAAUAAGUAUGUCACCUUGAGUUUCUUUUUUUUAUUUUAUUUUUUUUUUAAGUUUUUUUUUUUUUUCCCCACACCUGGCUUUCUGUCAUCAUUUUAUUAGUAUUAAAGGAUUUCAUUUUAAUGUAAUAAAUGGAUAUGGCAGGAUGCAUCACUUGCCUCAGAAUGUGAUAAAUGUGCCCCCCCCCACCCCAAACAUCUUUCCUCACCUUUCCAGCUUAAUAAAGACCUGUUUGGUGAGCACUUUGUUGCCUUGUUCCA